AUGAAGAGACACUCAUCAUCAUUGUCAUCAUCAUCACCUGAUGCAAAAAUCAGAAAGCUACAACAUCCUUUCAUUGAUGGUGAUUGUAUCAGCGAACUCCCAGACGAUCUAUUACGAAUGAUCCUUUCAAAAUUGUCCACUGAAGAAGCUGUGAUGACAAUUCUUUUAUCACCACUAUGGAUGGAUUUGUGGAAAUGGAGACCUCAUUUCGUCUUGGAUAUGAAAAGGAUCUUGGAUAAAACUCCCACCAGACUUUGGGACAAAGUUUCCGCUCAGUUGGCUAGUUCAAUGGACAAGACGUUCAGAAAACACCGCGGCAACCUGGAGAGCUGCACUAUCACAUCGCGAUGUAAUGAUGUUACACUUCAAAAUUGGAUCCGACGUGCGACUCGUGUGAAACACACUAAAGAUCUCACGCUAAACUAUAUACAUGGUCAUAAGAGACGUUACAGAGGAACACAUACGGUCGACAUGCUCCCAGAAAUAUUUUCGCAUCCUAGCCUCACUUCACUGUCACUUAGUGGAUACACUCUACUAAGAAGACGUGCCUUCAUUAACUGUGGGAAUCUUAAGACCCUCAAGCUUUUGAACAUGUUCCUCUUUCGGGUUAGUCCCCUUAGGCGCGUUUUGGCAGCUUGCUCCUCCCUCGAGGUGAUUGUGUUGGAAAUCGUUUUCUUAAGCGGGCUUGGUGUGUUGAAGAUUGGGAACAAAAAUUUGAAGUUCUUGCAAGUGACUUUCCCUGACUAUGUUGAGAGGAUUGAAGUGAACGCACCCUGUCUAGAUGUUCUAGACAUCAGGGAUAUCAAAUGUGAGAGCAAGAAUAACUUCAUCCUCACUGCUCCUAACAUCCAGUUUGACAGAAACUAUUGGGUUUCUAGGUGUGUUUAUCGUCCUCACAUUAGCUAUAAUGUAUCAGAACUUGUUCAGGAGACAAAACACAUUUGGUAUGAGCUCCUGGUGAGUGACUUUCAUGGUAUGCCAAGGCAUGGAACUUUAUCGGUGAGUGUAGACAUAACUAAUCCUAAAGAAGUGAAGAUAUUGAAGGAACUUUUGCUUAUGUGGACUACUUACAAAAUGAUAGAGCUUGAGAUUUUGUUCAAGACCAACAAUGCUUCUAGAGAAGAAGAAGGUGAAUGUUUUAGUGACGGCAUAGCACACGGGAAGUUGUGGGAGAAUGCAACACCGUUCCCUAACGCAGAUUUUCGCGUUUAUAAAGUGUGGAUGUAUAACUUCGAUGGUUCGAGUAAAGAGGAGUUUGCGUUUGCCUCACGUUUUGUGAUGCAAAAGACUGUGAUGAUGAAGAUGAUGAUCGAGACCUCAUCGUAUCCACCGAUGAAGAAGUUAGAGGUAGAAGCAGCUGUGGCAAAGCUAAUGGAACUUCCUAAAGGUAAUGAAGAGCUUAGUAUUGAAUGCUUCUGA
Brassica oleracea var. oleracea is the source of this 1419-nucleotide messenger RNA. RefSeq names its product F-box protein At3g60790-like. Gene Ontology annotation, molecular function: protein binding. The coding region runs from base 1 to 1419 and encodes 472 amino acids. The transcript has 4 exons. Lineage: Eukaryota; Viridiplantae; Streptophyta; Magnoliopsida; Brassicales; Brassicaceae. The record is from RefSeq and is a predicted model, not a curated record.